Messenger RNA from Rhodamnia argentea, 2903 nucleotides. RefSeq names its product probable disease resistance protein At5g66900. The transcript has 5 exons. The record is from RefSeq and is a predicted model, not a curated record. Gene Ontology annotation, biological process: defense response to fungus. Lineage: Eukaryota; Viridiplantae; Streptophyta; Magnoliopsida; Myrtales; Myrtaceae. Gene Ontology annotation, molecular function: ADP binding. Bases 279 to 2900 code for a protein of 873 amino acids.
AUUUGGCCGGAGAAAAAACUUUAACUACCACGUUUAUCAAAACAAAGAAAAAAGUCUCUCUCUCCUUUCCGUUCAUCUCAUUCUCCAUUAUUGCUUCAAAGACCAAGAAGCUCCUCUUCCCUCUUGACUCUGCAAAAAACCCAGAACAAGAAGCAGAGAAAAGCGUCCUCUGCAGAUCUUGGGAAGUGCGUUUCAGUUCUUCGGAGCAUUCUUGGUGACCCAUCAAAGUUUUAGAUGUUCUUGGCUUGUUUGGUCUGUGAAGAAAGAAAGAACCAGAAAUGUCCAUUGACUUGGCAGGAACUGCUGUGGAUACGGCAUUCGGCGAGCUGUUCUCUCUCGUUAAGGAGAUAGUGAUAACCAUCGCAGCGUUUGCUCCCCAGCUCAAGCAGAUCCAAUCCACCUUGAUUAAGAUAGACCCAAUCAUCCAGCAAUGGGAUGAGUACAACAGUCGGCUGGACUGUAGUCCAAAAGAGAUAGCUCCGGUCAAGGAACUCUUCAUCAGAGGCAAACUACUGGUCGAGAAAUGCUCAAGGAUACACCGAUUCAACUUUUGCAAGAAGUAUUCGCACUCGAACAAACUGACCGACUUCGAUGCAGAAGUACAAAGGGAGUUUCAAAUUUACCUGCCGCUGGUGACUGUGAUUUCUAGCAAGGCGACAUCGCUAAACGUGAAAGAGACCGGGAAGGACGUGAGGGAGAUGAUGGGAGACGUGAAGGAGACCGGGGGAGAAGUGAAGGAGAUCAAGGGAGACCUGAAGGAGACGGGGGGAGACGUGAAGGAGAUAAAGGGAGAGGUGAAGGAGACCGGAGUAGACGUGAGGGAGAUGAAGGGAGACUUGAAGGAGCUCAAGCAUUUGAUAAUUUCCUUGCAAGUGAACGGGGCACCACAUAGUGUGCUUGAGCUUUUGGGCGACCUUGCGGUCCCUAAGGCACCCGAUUGCAUUGUCGGGUCGGCGGUGGAGGCAUCCUUGAGGGAGCUCAAGGGGUGGUUGCUAGAGGAGGGAAUGUCUGUGAUGGUCGUGACCGCCCCGGGCGGGUGUGGGAAGAGUACUCUGCUUACGAAAUUGUGUCAUGAUGCGGCAAUCAAAGGAAAAUUCAAGAACAAGAUCAUGUUCGUCCGUGUCUCGAAGAAGCCCAACGUGAUAGACAUUGUCCGGAAGAUGAUCCGGCAUAACGGUUUCGAGGUACCUGCGAUUGAAACAGAAGACCAUGCAGUUCAGUGCUUGCAGCAACUGCUCAUCAGAAUAGGACAGGAUCCUGUGUUGCUGGUGUUGGACGAUGUCUGGGCCGACUCGCAAUCCAUAAUCGAGAAAUUUGUCUUCAAGGAGAUCAAACAUUACAAGAUUGUGGUGACAUCAAGAUAUGAAUUUCCUAAUGUUGGUCUUGUGCAUCACCUGAACCCGCUGCCUCCUGGGGAAGCCCUGGAACUUUUUCGUCAAUCUGUCACUGUUGAUGGUAGAUGCUUGGUUGAACCAGGUGAUGAGCUGUGGGAUAAGAUAGUGAAUCGCUGUAAGGGGUUGCCAUUGGCUCUUACAGUCAUCGCCAAGUCUCUCCGAGGAAUGGAUCGUGCGUUCUGGGAAACAAAGCUUCUUGAUUGGUCCUCUUCGGGUUUGGACAAUGACAUUCUAGAUUGCCUCAAAAAGAGCUUGGAUGACUUGGAUGGUGACCCUUCGAUGAAGGAACGUUUCAUGGACCUCGCCUCAUUUCCAGAGGAUCGCAAGAUCCCCGCCACCGCCCUCAUUGAUAUGUGGGUGGAAUUGUACAAGCUAGAUUUCGAUGGUGUGCGUGCCAUUGCGGACCUCAAUAAACUCGUUUACAGGAACCUAGCUGAUCUCAUAGUCACCAGGACAGAUUCAAGUGAGGACGAGGACAAAUGUUACAGCAGCCACUAUGCUAUGCAGCAUGAUCUGCUCAGAGAGCUGGCUAUCAUGGAGUGUGACCGAGGGGAAGUGGAGGAGAGAGAGAGACUUAUUCUGGACUUAACCGAAGAUAAUUCUUCCGAUUGGUGGAGCGAGCAAAAGCAACCGACUCUUCGCGCUCGUCUAGUGUCCAUCCACACAGAUGGAACAUUCUCAAUACCCUGGCCAAAUCUGCAAUUGCCUGAAGCUGCGGCUCUUGUCUUGAACUUCGAGACCAACAUGCAAACCAAAACUUAUGCUUUGCCGGAAUUCAUUGAGAAAGCAGAUAAGCUCAAGGCCCUGAUAGUAACAAACUACAGCUUCUUUCCAGCUGAGCUGCGCAAUUUCCAUGUCCUUGGGUCCAGUUUAACGAGGAUCAGGCUCGAACGCAUCAUGGUUCCUCUCCUGAGCAUGGGAAAGCUACGACUGCACAAUCUGCAAAAGAUAUCCUUUUUCAUGUGUGACAUCAGUCAGGCUUCGACGUCGGACGACGCCAAAAUCUCCGAUGCAAUCCCAAACUUGGUGGAGCUUGACUUCGACUAUUGCGACGAUCUUAAGACAUUACCUGAUGGCAUCUGUGAGAUAAAGCCUCUGAAGAAGCUUAGCAUCACAAACUGCCAUAACUUGUCUGCACUCCCUGAACAGAUUGGGGAAUCAGCGUCCCUCGAAGUUGUCAGGCUUAACUCCUGCACAAGCUUGUUGCGGUUACCGGACUCGAUCGGAACCCUAAAAAAAUUGAUCUCUCUCAAUAUAUCGGAUUGCCUGAGCCUGAGCACUUUGCCCAAUCAAAUUGGUAAUCUGGUCAAUCUCAAGAGGAUGAACAUGAGAGGAUGUCUGAGGUUGUCUGUACUGCCACGGUCGAUCGUGAAGCUGAGGAACCUGAGGAAGGUGGUUUGUGACAAAGAAAAAGAAGUCAUGUGGGAGCCUCUCAAGAGCAGUCUCAAUGGCUUGAAUAUAAUAGCGUCCGAAGAAGAGGCUAACUUAGAUUGGCUAGACGAUUGAAAA